CUGACAGAUGAAACGUAGUAUCCCGGAAUUUGAUUGGCGGAUGGCGGCGCUCCUCAGCCAAUCACUGCACAUUUCUUUACACUGUCACACACGAUACUGACACAGGAGUGACUGUGUGCUCAAGGUUUUCUCUACUCUUUGAGGAGGAAACUGUGGCACCAUGGGUGUGUUAUCUACUCUGAUGAGGGGUCUGGUGAGAGGAGCGGACAGGAUGUCUGAGUUCACCAGCAAGCGAGGAUCAAGGACUCAUAAUAAAGGCAGGGGCGCAAGGCCCACUGGACUGAAUCUCUCUAGCAGAAAGUUUCUGGCCAUAAGAGCCAUGAUUCCUGAGUUUGUGGUGCCCAACCUGGAGGGAUUCAAGCUAAAGCCCUACGUCUCGUAUCGCUCACCCAGAGGAAUUGAGCCUCCCCUCACAGCACAGAGUGUGUUUGCUGAGGUGGUGGCCCCUCAGAUCCAGAAAGACUUUGAAGACGGCACCUUCAGCAAAGAGCAGCUAGAGAAAUAUGGAUUUGAGCCCACACAAGAAGGGAAGCUCUUCAAGCUCUAUCCCAAGAACUAUGUGCAUUAAAGAUACUUGUUGUAAUGUAUUCACAAGUGAAGGCACAGGUUUCUGAUCAACUGGACAUAAAGCUGCAGAUCCACACGUGACACUUUGAGGAGACACAUCACAACUAAGGCUGACCUUUUGGUUCAGAAAACCAGUUUCCUUCAUGUCGUUGAUUUUUCUGUUACUUAAGUGACCAAACAGAAUAAACUUGAGAUCAAUGUGA
Molecule: messenger RNA, 770 nt
Organism: Hippoglossus stenolepis (Pacific halibut)
Lineage: Eukaryota; Metazoa; Chordata; Actinopteri; Pleuronectiformes; Pleuronectidae
Gene: mrpl41
Product: mitochondrial ribosomal protein L41
Exons: 2
Coding region: 161-568 (135 amino acids)
Biological process (GO): translation
Cellular component (GO): mitochondrial large ribosomal subunit
Molecular function (GO): structural constituent of ribosome
Source: RefSeq, a predicted model, not a curated record